ACCCCAAUUUGAGAGUCAGAACCAAACCGAAAACUCGUCGCUGUUUCUUCAAGUGAAAGAAGCAAACGGUAAAUUUGUGAGAGGAGAAGAGAUGAGAGAAAUGGGGAAGGCGAUCGGAUUGCUGAUGAGCGGGACGCUAGUGUAUUACCAUUGCGUUAAUCGGAACGCGACUCUUCUCCCACUCCUCUCUGACGUUCUCAUUGUUCUCUUAUCUUCCCUCGCCCUCCUCGGCCUUCUUUUCCGUCAACUCAAUGUCUCAGUACCUGUGGAUCCAUUAGAGUGGCAAAUAUCACAGGACACAGCAUGUAACAUUGUUGCGCGCGUAGCUAAUACCGUUGGAGCAGCUGAAUCCGUUCUGCGGGUUGCAGCAACCGGACAUGACAAGAGGCUAUUUCUUAGGGUUGUGGUCUGUCUUUACUUCUUGGCAGCUCUAGGACGAAUCAUAUCGGGUGUUACCAUUGCCUAUGCAGGACUAUGUUUGUUCUGUCUCUCCAGGCUUUUUCAGAGUUCUGAUCGAAACUCUGAAUUGAACCGAAGAAACCGAGAGAUUUUGGAACGAGAAACACCUUGAGAGUUCUGAUCUACAAUCAAACUAUCUGAACUUGUUCUCUUCUUAUUUUUUUGUUUUUUUUUCACCACGCAUGUUCAUAGCUUUGGAUAGUUGUAAUAAUUCUUGCAGUUCCUAAUUGAAUAAAUAUUUUUCCUAAUUUA
Camelina sativa (false flax) is the source of this 711-nucleotide messenger RNA. RefSeq names its product reticulon-like protein B23. NCBI's taxonomy places the organism in Eukaryota, Viridiplantae, Streptophyta, Magnoliopsida, Brassicales, Brassicaceae. The record is from RefSeq and is a predicted model, not a curated record.